AUGGCUGAGGGCAUGGCACUGGAUGUGCCGGCGCUCGAUGACGACCUGUACCGUGAUCGCGCGCGGACAUUUGCCGAGUUUCUCGACGAUCAGAGUGGAGUAACCGACUACCGCAGCGCCAUCCGGCGUAUGCUGGCGGCGGACGAGCGGCGUCUCAUCGUGAACGUGGACGACCUGCGCGCCUACAAUCGGGCGUAUGCGACGGGGCUGCUGGAUGAGCCAAACGACUUCCUACCUCCCUUCGAGCAUGCGCUGCAAGCGCUUGUGGAGCAGCUGCACGAUCCGCUCAAGGACGAUAUCCAGGGCAAGCUCUACCACAUUGGCGUGCGCGGCAGCUUUGGUGAUAAUCAUGUCAGUACGCGCAUGCUGCGCAGCACGCACCUCGGUAAGCUUAUGAGCUUGGAAGGCAUUGUGACGCGGUGCUCGCUCGUGCGCCCCAAGAUUGUCAAGUCAGUGCACUACUGCGAUGCGACGUCGCGUUUCCACAUGCGCGAGUACCGCGAUGCGACGAUGUACGGCAGCGGCCCGCCGACGUCUAGCACGUAUCCCACAACGGACGAGAGCGGAAACCGCCUCACGACCGAGUAUGGCCUGUGCACCUUCCGUGACCACCAGAUGAUCAGUAUCCAGGAAAUGCCGGAACGCGCGCCGCCGGGCCAGCUGCCACGCAGUGUGGAUGUGGUAAUGGACGAUGACCUUGUCGAUAAGGUGAAACCGGGCGACCGCAUCCAGCUCGUCGGUAUGUACAAGUCGCUCGGGAACCGCGUGGGGCAGAGUACCACGUCGACAUUCCGCACGCUCAUGGUCGGCAACUAUGUGUUUGUGCUCUCGAACAAGGCGGGCGGCGGCAUCUCGCAGAUGGCACUGAGUGACCUAGACAUCCGCAACAUUAACAAGAUUGCGCGGCGCCGCGGCGUGUUUGACCUGCUGGCCGAGUCGCUCGCACCCUCGAUAUACGGGCACGAGUACCUGAAGAAGGCCGUGCUGCUCAUGCUGCUGGGCGGUCAGGAGAAGAACUUGCCGAAUGGGACGCACAUUCGUGGCGACAUUAAUGUUCUCAUGGUCGGCGAUCCCUCAACGGCCAAGAGCCAGAUGCUCCGCUUUGUGCUGAAUAUGGCGCCGCUGGCGAUUGCCACGACCGGUCGUGGCAGCAGUGGUGUCGGUCUGACCGCGGCGGUGACGACGGACCGCGAGACGGGCGAGCGCCGUCUUGAGGCUGGCGCUAUGGUGCUCGCUGAUCGCGGCGUAGUAUGCAUCGACGAGUUUGAUAAGAUGUCCGAUGUGGACCGCGUCGCGAUCCACGAAGUGAUGGAGCAGCAGACUGUCACCAUCGCCAAGGCCGGCAUUCACACGACGCUCAAUGCGCGCUGCUCCGUGAUUGCCGCGGCCAACCCGAUCUAUGGACAAUACGAUGUGCACAAGGAGCCGGGCCGCAACAUUGCGCUCCCUGACUCGCUGCUAUCGCGUUUUGACUUGCUCUUUGUCAUUACCGACGACAUUGACGAGGUACGCGACCGCCGUAUUUCGGAGCAUGUGCUGCGCAUGCACCGCUAUGUGCAGCCGGGCCAGCCCGUGGGCGUACCGGCCAAGGACAGCUUGGACCAGGUGCUCGACGUGGGCGGCGGUUCCGAGGCGCCUGAGCCGGCCGAGGCGCCUGAGGACGAGUCGCCGUUCGAGAAGUACAACCCGCUGCUGCAUGCCGGCAUCGACAGUGGGCGUGCCGAAGUGCUGUCGAUGACGUUCCUCAAAAAGUACUUGCAGUACGCCAAGUCGCGAGUCGCGCCGGUGCUCAGCCCUGGCGCGGCGGCGUGGAUCUCGAAUGUGUAUGCCAACCUGCGGAACGACGAACAGGGCGGAAAUGUGCGCCGCACGGCGCCGCUCACAGCGCGUACGCUCGAGACGCUCAUUCGUCUGGCGACAGCGUAUGCCAAGGCGCGGCUCAGUGCGACAGUCGAGGAACAGGAUGCCGAGGCCGCCGAGGCCCUCCUUCGGUAUGCGCUGUUCAAGGAGGUCAUGAAGCCCAGCAGGGCCAAGCGCCCGCGCACCUCACGGGCAGACAGCUACGAAAGCGACGACGACGACAUGGCCUGGGACGAGGACGAGGCAGACCGCCAGUUGGGCGGCCAGCCAUCCGCGACGCCGGCGACAACGUCGACGUACGAGGUGCCCGAGUCGGAGCUGCAGGCAUUCCGGGCGCGCGUGGCGGAGGCACUGUCGUCCACGUUUGCGGACGAGGAGUUUGUGGAACUACCUGCGCUGCUGCAGGCUGUGAACGCGGCGGGCCCGCCGUUCGAGAUGGAGGUAGCGCGCACUGCCCUGGAGGCGAUGAGUGAGGCGAACCAGAUUAUGAUGGCCGACGGUACGUCUGCUGCCCUGACCACAGAUGUCGUGUACAAGAUCUGA
This is a messenger RNA of Malassezia sympodialis ATCC 42132, 2403 nucleotides long. RefSeq lists its product as uncharacterized. The record is from RefSeq and is a predicted model, not a curated record. The transcript is spliced from 2 exons. Bases 1 to 2403 code for a protein of 800 amino acids. Gene Ontology annotation, molecular function: single-stranded DNA helicase activity; single-stranded DNA binding; ATP binding. Gene Ontology annotation, cellular component: MCM complex; nucleus. Lineage: Eukaryota; Fungi; Basidiomycota; Malasseziomycetes; Malasseziales; Malasseziaceae. Gene Ontology annotation, biological process: mitotic DNA replication initiation; double-strand break repair via break-induced replication; DNA strand elongation involved in DNA replication.